Molecule: messenger RNA, 3271 nt
Organism: Stylophora pistillata
Lineage: Eukaryota; Metazoa; Cnidaria; Anthozoa; Scleractinia; Pocilloporidae
Biological process (GO): signal transduction
Molecular function (GO): protein binding
Source: RefSeq, a predicted model, not a curated record
ACAGUAAGUCACGCGACAUUCGAAGCGAUUUUACUGUGCUCUUGGAAACCUGUUAACUUGUGCGGCAGAACUUUAUCCUACCCUGAGGGGUAGUGAGGGUGGAAUGUAUGACUUAGCAUACAUACUUUUCUUCGAUUAGCUGAUGACCUACGUUUUACACUAUCACCGUAAAACAAGGUUUCUAGAGUUUACUUUCUUUACUGAUCUUUCGAAAUUUCAGAAAUUUUGGUCUUUAGAAACGGAUUUAUUUUUUAAAGAAAACUGCAUGCGCGGAACUUGUGGAUGUAUUUAUACCGCUGACGUAACGUCCAUAGUAACGCAAAGGCCAAGAGAGAUCGAAUCUAUUGUUACAUCUUUGCUAAACUUUUUUCCUGUUGCCGGAGAAUCACCACCUCAUAGGCUUGUCUUUUUGGACAUUGAAGUCAAUGUAGGAAGGUAACAGUCAGCGUCGAAAAGGUAUUUGUCCAAAAGAAAAGCGGAGCUGUGGGUCCUCGGAAAAUCAAGAUGGCAAGUGCUUUGGAGACUACAAGUCCAAACUUGUCCUACCCAACUGGUGCUGAAGAUGUCUUUGAUCAUGAAAUAACAUUGCUAGAGGUGAACGUAAUGAGGCACUUAUCAUUGAUGCGGUCUGGUUCACGGCGACCUCUCUCAGUAGAUGAUAGUGUUGCCGCAGAAGAAUAUUUGACCAACUCUCCUCGAUUUAGGGACUCCGGCUUUUUCUCACCAUUAUCACAGUCAUCCAGUUCAUUUUCCAGUAGUGAUCAAACUUGGAUAUCACCACCUCCUUCAUUGUGGCAUUGUAGUACACCAGAGCCUACAACAAAGAAACAAUUGUCUUUCUUCCCAGCAGCCCCAUACCAGGGUGUUUCCUCUUACCCUUCCAUGGAAUCUAUAUUUGGUGACAUACAUGAAGAUAUUGGUGUAUCUUGGAAAAAACUUGGACGUUAUAUGCUGACAAGAGAAUGCAUUCUCGAUAACAUUGAUGAAGAUUUCAAGGGUGUUGGAGAGAAAGCAUACCAGUUUCUUUUGAAAUGGAAAGCAGAGGUUGGAGAAGCUGCUACUCCUCAAGAGCUGUUUUUAGCAGUGCUGCAUAUCAAACGCACAGAUGUUGCCAAGAAGUUGAUGACUUUGGUUCCUUCUCUUCAAAUCUUGUCACAUUUAGUGGUAGACAGUAUUAUUGGCAGUGACAGCAUCCUAUAUAACUGGAAGGAAGAACCAGAGAAUUUCAAAGUGGAGAGGGUGUUGAGUGAAGAUAAAAAGGUUCUUGUGUGUUCAAGCACAGUGACAUCCCAAAGGUUGGUCCUUAAACAAGAAGAAGGUCAAGUGAAGGCUUAUGCUGUGAGAAAGUGCAUAGAUUGUCAGGCACUGAGUAGACAAAGCCAGCGUUUACGUAAAACUGAAGAAUUCCUCAAAGACUUGCAAAUGAAGCAAAAGAUGAUACAAGAUCUGCUUGGUGUCAUCAAACAACUCCAGAACCACUUGCUGAAUCAGCACCAGUACAUCUCUGGACAAAAUUUCAGCUGUCAGAACUGUGGACAGUACACGAUGAAACAAGACCUUGUUCAAAAAGAGUUAACUCUUUUACAUCAUGAACUGGAAAGGAUGAGCCAAAACAGAAGCAGGCGAAUCUCAUUCAGUGGUAUUCCCUCUGAGAGAAUCUACAACUUGGCAACUAGGACUUAUACUGUCUGCGAAGAGCAUAGGGAAAUGCACUUGCGUAGUAAGAGACGGCAAAGCAUGUGUCAGCAUUCUGAGGAAACAAUUGACUCUGAUGAGAAUGAUCACAUUGAAGGACCAUUGCUAUGUGCAUUAAAUGUGAUAAUCGGUAUUGGUAGAAGGCGAAAAGUUACUCAGUCUUUGAUAACCAAGAAAACCACUAGUGGGACAAAGAAAAAGCUAACAAAGGCCAACAGUAAUCCUAUUUCCUCAUCAUCAUCAUCAUCGUCAUCGCCAUCGCCAUUCUCAAGACAAAGCUACUUACUAGCGCAAGAAAAUCCCAUAAUGAUGCCAAGUUUUGUUCGCUCACCUGACUGGUCCGGUGUCCCAGCAUUUAAGCUGUCAUCUGACUUCAAGAGUCCAGUCUCUAGUGGGAACUCUGGGCAGCAGGAUCAACUCGACCACAGAAAAGCAUAUCCAGACCUUGCGGUUCCUUCAUGUAGCGAUGAUCAUGAUGAGUUGCUUCCUCUGAAGUGGCAUAAUGAUCCAGAAUCAGAAGAGAUGAUUAUUUAGGUGACUCAUGGAAGGAAGAGCUCUGUCGUCAGCUGUGAAAUUUCACGCUCCCUAUGUAUAAUAUCUACAUGGAUAGUCAACUGACGUACAUAUCUUUGUUUUUAUUGGUUAUGAUAUGUAAGGUUAUGUAGUAAAUGUCUGUUGUAGAUAUUUGUUUCAUUAGUUAAGGUAGUGUUCUUCUGUUGUAUAUGAAGAUUUUCAUUAGUUUUGUAGCAAAAGUUACUUGAAUCUUUUGUAGGAACUUAGAAAUAUCUUUAUUACGCCCUAUUUUGUGUCGCUAGUGCAGUAGAUAGCAAAUUUGUUCUUAUAGGGGCACUAGUGAACUGAAAGAACGAUAGUAGCAGUAGCAGUAGCAGUAGUAAUGACUGUAAAGUUUUAUAUUUAUGGAACGGCAAAACAUACUUAAAUCUGUUCGUUAAACAAACCAAUCCAAAAUAAUUUGAAUUUUACCGUAAUUUUUAAUUGUACAUGUAUUUGUGUAAUUCCUCCAAUUUAAGUGAGCACUCACCAGAACAUUAUCCUACUCAAGAGAGACUUUUAAAUGCACUUUCAACCGCUAACCUGUACUUGCAGUCUCAGAAAAGUUUUACCACGCUGGGUUGAACCCAGCGAUCCCGCAGGCGGUCAAGUUGAUGUGAUCUAGCAGUACGAGUUAUUCACUAAAUGUUUUUGCUAUUAUUUCGUGAAAGCGUAGAAAUUGAUGAUAAUGUUUCAUUUUCACAUAUUCCGUGCAAUUUAGUACCCAUCGUCCAGGAGAAUUGUAGUAAUAAGUUCCAAGCUCCCAGAUUGUGCAAUAACUGACAUGAAUUAACCUAAAUUAUGUUUUUAAGUUUUAAAAUUAUGUUUGAACGUUCUGAAAGCGAAAAGAAAUUACUUGUAGCGCUAUAACGAUUGUUCAGUAUUUCUGGGAAGCUAAGGUGUAGUUUAGCGUAAAAUUCCUGUGAAACAGGAUUUAUUUAUUAUCCUUUCUCUCUCUUCUUCUCUAACCGCCUCCCGGUUAGCUCAAUUAGUUAGAGCGCCGGACUGUUGAGCGGAAGGUCGA